This is a messenger RNA of Lodderomyces jiufengensis, 1944 nucleotides long. Its product is annotated as DNA-directed DNA polymerase alpha subunit. Gene Ontology annotation, cellular component: alpha DNA polymerase:primase complex. Lineage: Eukaryota; Fungi; Ascomycota; Pichiomycetes; Serinales; Debaryomycetaceae. The transcript has a single exon. The coding region runs from base 1 to 1944 and encodes 647 amino acids. Gene Ontology annotation, biological process: DNA replication; DNA replication initiation. Gene Ontology annotation, molecular function: DNA binding. The record is from RefSeq and is a predicted model, not a curated record.
AUGGCUGUGGAAGAAUCUUUCAUGACCUCAGUUAGCAAGAACUUUGGACCCAAUACUAAAUUAUCAGAAGAUGAAUAUGAUAAACUUUUUUCAUUAACUCAAAUAUUUCAUAAUGAUUUAGAAGAUUUAUACAUAGAAUGGGAAUCAUUUAAUUUUGCAGAAGGUGAAGAUUUAGAAUUACAAAUGACAAAUUUGAUAAAAUUUCAUGAUUAUUUACAAAAUAAACUUACAAACAAUAAAUUUACUCCAAGCUCAAACAAAGUCAACAAAGAUACAAAUUCAGGAAGAAAACCAUUGUCAAAACGAAGUAUGAAUAAUGAAAAUACUCCUUCAACACCUCAAAUUAAAAAAAGAAAAACUAUUGAAACUUCAUCACCUGCACCAGGUGACUAUGAUACUGCAAAUAAUACAUUCACAACCUCACCAAUAAAAGCGACAAAACAAUCACAUACAUUAUUAGAGACUUUAAAUCCUCAAAUUGAAAGUUUCGAGCUAACCACUAAGGAUAUAAAUCCAGUGAAAUUAGCUGCAAAUUUUGAUCCUUCAAAGUAUAAAUUUCGUACGAUGCAAAUGAAAUUGUUAGAAAGUGCAGAUGUUUUAGAUGAUCAGAUAGAUACCAUGGCUGAAUUAUAUCAAGAACAAAAUAAAACUGAAGAUUUACAAUUUGGUAAUCCAUGUUUAAGUUCACAAUUCGAUAUUAUAUGUUGUGGUAGAAUUGUUCCGGAUUCUCCAAAUUAUAAUCAAGAAAUUUUAAACAAUAAAUCAUUAUACUUGGAAACGUCUAGACUCUCAGGGGUUGGUCAAAGAAUUCCAUUAGAUUUAUCCAAACUCAAAGGUUAUUCAUUUUUCACAGGUCAAAUAGUAAUUUUAAAAGGAAGAAAUCCUACGGGAAAAGAGUUUUAUGUUGAACAAGUUAUGCCAAUGCCACAAUUAGGUACUCCCGUUUCAAGUAAGGAAGAAUUAGAAGAAUUUGAAACCCUACAAAAUGGUGAAGGAUUAAAAGUUGUUGUUGCUUCAGGUCCAUAUUCCAACCUGAAUAAAUUAGCGUAUACUAAAUUGGAGAAUUUAAUAGAGAAAAUCAAUAAUGACAUACAUCCAAAUGUUGUGAUAUUAAAUGGCCCUUUCAUUGAUCUUACUAAUAAAGAAGUAGAACAAGGUGAGUUUACAAGUUUGCCAAAAGAUCAACAACCUAGAAAUCUCGAUGAUGUAUUCAAAAUUAUAAUAACACCAUUGUUGAAAAAAAUAGAUUCUAAAAUACAAGUCAUACUAUUACCAUCAUUAAAAGAUAGUUGUUCUGAUCAUUGCUCAUAUCCUCAAGAUUCAUUUGACAGAAAAAAAUUUCAAUUACCUAAAAAUAUUAAAGUUUUUCCAAACCCUUCAAGUUUUGCCAUAAAUGAGAUGUUAAUAGGUUCAUCAAAUCUUGACAUUUUCAAAGAUUUAAAAGAAGUCUUAAAACAAGAUGAUACAUUAUCUAGCAAUAGAUUUGACAGAAUCAUCAACCAUAUUUUUGAUCAGAGAAGAUAUUAUCCAGUAAUUCCUGGUUCUAUUGCAACAAUCACAACACAAUCAGAGAAUGUCGCUGAUCUUUCAAAUGGUGCAUCAGGAGAAUUUUUGAAUGGUUUAAAUAUAGGUGGAUCAUGCUUAGAAAUUCCAUAUAUGGGGUUAUCUGAAUUAGGUUCUUCAAUUCCAGAUGUUUUAAUUUUACCAUCAGAAUUGAAAGUAUUUGCUAAAAUUGUAAAAGGAGUUGUUGUCAUAAAUCCUGGACAAUUUAUAAGACCAAGUAAAUCGAGUGAAGUUGAAGAUGGUAGUUACGUUGUUUUAAGUUUAUUACCACCAAAAGUUAAUGAAAUUGAUGAAAACAAUGUUGAAAAAGUUGCAAAUGAAAAUGAUUUAUAUCAUCAUAAUAUUUAUAAACGUUCAAGAGUAGAUGUGUAUACUAGUUAA